Messenger RNA from Drosophila gunungcola (fruit fly), 1599 nucleotides. Its product is annotated as axoneme-associated protein mst101(2). Gene Ontology annotation, cellular component: mitochondrion. The coding region runs from base 79 to 1437 and encodes 452 amino acids. The transcript has a single exon. The record is from RefSeq and is a predicted model, not a curated record. Lineage: Eukaryota; Metazoa; Arthropoda; Insecta; Diptera; Drosophilidae.
UUCUCCAACUUAGUAACCCAUGAAAAUUACAUCACAUUAAACAUUUAAUAGUUAUUAACCCAAAAGUGGCACGCGAACAUGUCAAAAAAACUGUUUCGUCCAAUAAUUCAACCCGAGAUCCUUCGACGGCUGUGUGAUAAACCGAGGCUGAGCAGCAAACCUUCAAAUACUCCACAUCCUCCGAAGGACCCUCCAGAUGAGGGCUACAAUCCAUCCAGUGUGGAUCAUAAUGCGCUGGAUGUGCCCGCUUUUGUGAGUCCUUCGUCCUUUCGCCAGUUUAGUUCACCCGAUGAAAAGUUGGGACCGGGAGCUGGAAAAGCUUUGGAGUACAAGAAUGCCCAUUAUUUUGGAUAUCAUCGAUUCUCGUUUAUGAAUUUAAUGAGCACGGCUAACGAAUUACGCGAUGAACGUCGUUUGGAUGGAGGUCUUCAGGCAUCCAUAGAAGCUGAUGAAGAAACCGUUACUGAAGAAUCCGAACUGGAGACCAUGAAGAAACUGGAACAGGAGUGUGAUGGAAUUCUUGAGGCUCAGGCCAAGCAAAUCGAAGAAGCCAAAUCUUCCGCCAAGGAGAAGAAUAUUCAGGAUAUGAGCGAAGAGGAGUUGCAAGAGUGGUGCAAGAAAGAGGAAGAAGAUAUCAAAAAGAAGGAGCAGCAAAAAAAGGACGGAGAAAAGCCGCAAAAGAAACUCGAGGAUAUGAGCGAAGAAGAGUUAGUAGCUUGGUGCCAGAAGAAAGAAUCUGACAUUAAAGCAAAAGAGAAGAAAAAGCAGGCAGAAGAAAAGGCUAAAUGUGAGGCAGAAGAGAAGAAAAAGAAUACGGAGGCCAAAAAAAAGUAUGAAGAGGAAGCAAAGAAGAAAAAGGCAGAGGAAACUAAAAAGGCGCGAGAUGAAGUAGAGAAGAAGAAGAAUGAAGAAGCUAAUAGAAAAUGUGAGGAAGAGAGGUUAAAAAAAGAAGCGGAAGCUAAGAAAAAGUGUGAAGAAGAAGAAUUAAAGAAAAAAUGUGAGGAAGAAGAAAGGAAGAAAAAGUGUGAGGCAGAUGAAAGUAAGAAAAAAUGUGAGGAAGAAGAACUAAAGAAAAAGUGUGAGUCAGAAGCAAUGAAGAAAAAAUGUGAAGAGGAAGAAAUAAAGAAAAAGUGUGAAGACGAAGAAAGGCAGAAAAAAUGUGAUGAAGAAGCAAGGAAGAAAAAAUGUGAGGAGGAAGAAACAAAGAAAAAGUGUGAGGAAGAAGCAACUAAAAAAAAGAGUGAAGCAGAAAUAAAAAAAAAGAGUGAGGAGAAGAACAUCUCUGAUGAACAAAAGUCGGUACUACGUGUUUUUUCAGAUUUUAAGCUGAAGUGCAUGGACGCUUUGGAAAAAAAAGAAUGUGAAGUCAAGAAAAAUAAAGAGGUAGAGGAAAAGAAGAAAUGUGAUUCAGAUAAAAACAUGAAGGAUGACAAAUAAAAAAAAUAUAAUUAUAACAAAACCAAUAAAAAAAAUUAAAACUCAAACUAAAAAAAAAUCUUGCUGUAAAGAAAUCUUGAGUUUAAAACUUCAAUAAGAACAAUACUUUUAAAAAUUUGAGGAAGAGUUAUUUUAAAUUGAAUAAAUAAUUUUUAAGUAAAU